AUGUACGGGAUUCUUCUGGAAAGUGUCCAGCAUUUCCUUACGGAGAAAUUCGGUGAGGCUAAAUGGAACGAGAUUCGAGAGCGUGCUGGAAUAUGCAAUCACAUGUUUAUUACGCAUAAGCAAUACAGUGAAAGCUCGAUGACGAAAAUUGCUGACACUGCCGCCGAAAUACUCGGAGAAGAGACUGACAUGUUAAGUGACGACUUUAUGCAAUAUUUUGGCACUUGUUUCGUGAAAUUCUUUAGUCACUAUGGAUACGAUCGUGUCAUCAAAGUAAGCGGCCGCUGCCUCCGAGAUUUUCUGAUAGGAAUUGACAGCUUACACGAGCACAUGCGCUUCGGUUAUCCACAGCUUCAGUCCCCGAGUUUCUUUUGUGAGGAAGAAACAAGCUCUGGGCUAAUUUUGCACUACAUUUCCAAACGGAAGAGGUUUAUGUUCUACGUGGUUGGUCAAAUCAAAGAAAUCGCGUCUCAGUUCUAUAACAUGGACGUGGAUGUAAAAGUUCUAGGCAACGAAGUCGUCAAUAAUACAACUCACGUUGUCUACCGCUUGGGUUUUGACAAUUCUGGGUACAAACCUCCGGCUCCAGACUUACUAUCCAUUAAGAGCCAGCAAGGUAUCAACGUGAAGAUUUUUUUCAGUAUAUUUCCUUUCAGUUUUGCCUUGUCGCAAGAUAUGACAAUCAAUAUGGCUGGACACGGAAUUAUAGCUUCUGUGGGAAAUCGUAUCAUCGGAAACGACAUCAGAGAGUUUUUCAUUAUGAGAAGACCACAAGCCGAGUUCACAUGGGAAACGGUUAGUAUGAUAAAAUGGUGUGUUGUUUGCCGCAAAAGCAUACAUUUAAAAGAGGCCUGUCACUUUGAAUAAGAUUCUGAGGCCAUUACCGGUACCCUAUACCCAGAGUAGCUAAUUUAAAAUAAAACAUAUGAUUGACAUCGCUUUGUUUCCCCCUGAAGUCGAUGAAGAGUUAGUUCCUGAGUUCUUGAACGAGAUCGAGAGUUCUUUUUCAGUUUACAAUUGAGCUACUUACAGUGCGGAUACUCAAACCAGGACACUUCUGAGAAUUAAGAUUGUGCAAUCACAACGUUUUCUGAAAACAAAAGUUUUUUGCAAACGGACCAAUAAUAUUAAGUUUAAAGAUUUCAACGGUUGCAUAGUUGAACCUAGAAUUUUACUGGUCCGUUUGCAAACAAAAAAAAAAAGGAGAGUAAGAAUUGAGAAUCCUUUGUUUUCAGAAAACGUUGUGAUUAGACAAUCUUCUUUUAAGAGUGACGGUUUUAAGAGCCCCACAGUAGCCUGCGUUGCAGGCGCUUGGUAAAAGUGGGCGCAAGAAAGAACGAGCGCGCGAGAGAGAGGCACACGAGUGCCCCUUUCUCCCUUUCGCGCGCCCGUUCUUUCUUGGGCCUGCUACGCACGUUAUCCCCACUGUAAACACAGUUUGGGAGGAAGUUGACAAAAAAAAAAUUAAUGGACACACCUGGGACUCGAACUCGGAACCUCCCGUAACUACUGACCCUGCUUAUCCUUCAUCGUUCCUAACUGGCCAUAGAAAAUUCACGAAGCCCUUCGACAAAGGUCACAGCGUAUCUUUAGGGUCGUUUCUAGUCGCGCCAGCAAAUCUGCAUUCUUUCAGACCAAUAGACCCUUCCAUUGCUUUUUCAACGUUUGACCAGGACGAGAUAGCAAAAAUCCGUCCACGCAGCGGGAAAGAACGUGUGUAAAUUAGUAAAGUUGCUAAGUUUGAAUGAGAUUUGUUAAAAACUAACGAACAGACGUUUGUAUACGUGCGUUCGGGGUUCGAGGUUCGGGCCAACUUGACUACAACCUUUUGUAAAUACAGAUUCAGACUGCUUUGCUGAAAUAAGGAGUUGACCAUUUGACUUUUGAGAGGUUGGGAUAUGGGUGAUUUGGUUUGGGUGAGAACUGUUCAUCCCCACACCUCUAGAGAUAAAUUAGCUUGUGAGCAAGCUCUUUAUAGAUUUUUCCUCGACAUAUGACGGUGAAAGANCAUUGCUUUUUUAACGGUUGACCAGGACGAGAAAACAAAAAACCGUCCCCGCAGCGGGAAAAAAAGGUUGUAAAUUAAUAAAAUUGGUUAGUUUGAAUGGGAUUUGUUAAAAACUAACGAACAAACGUUUUUUUACCUGCCCCCCCCCCCCCCGACCGAAACCCUUUGGACGCAUCACCUUUAAACUUGGGAAGUCACCAUAUUUCAAGGCCCUCUUUCAAGUAGUUUCGGUGGAUAUUCGUUUACUGCUUUUUAUCCAAAAAGUUGAAAAUGGAAAGGUCUAUUAAUUGUGGAGUUCUCCCUCACUCUUAGUUUACGACGAGGCAAGUAGUGUUUGAGUUGACCUGUACUCUACCAAUCUUACACCCUUCCACCCCCGCGAACGUCAACUCCAUCCAGUCCUCACUGGAUUUCAAAAACGGAAACACCGACUUCGAGGAAAAUGAAAAUCCGGCGCAGCAGAUGCCCCACAAACCACAGCUUCAUCUACGGGGAAUCAUGAAGUACAUAAGCUCAUGGAAUAAAGUGAUCUACAUUUGCUCUCCAUUG
Porites evermanni is the source of this 2557-nucleotide messenger RNA. The record is from the annotation of a GenBank genome assembly. Lineage: Eukaryota; Metazoa; Cnidaria; Anthozoa; Scleractinia; Poritidae.